Molecule: messenger RNA, 1785 nt
Organism: Neopsephotus bourkii (Bourke's parrot)
Lineage: Eukaryota; Metazoa; Chordata; Aves; Psittaciformes; Psittacidae
Product: 3 beta-hydroxysteroid dehydrogenase type 7-like
Exons: 7
Biological process (GO): steroid biosynthetic process
Molecular function (GO): 3-beta-hydroxy-Delta5-steroid dehydrogenase (NAD+) activity
Source: RefSeq, a predicted model, not a curated record
AUGGCCAGAAAGAAAUGGACAGGAGGAUGUGGUUUUACUGGGGAGAUGACUGUAGAGCUCCUGUCUCAACAAGACUACAUCAAAGGAGCCAGAGCUUUUGAUUCAGUAGCAAGAGAAGAAAUAGAAAAAUUCACCACAGCUAUCACCCAUGUGACAGUGAUGAAAGGAGACAUUUGAGGCUACAAUCUGCUCCUUGCUGCCAUGCGGGGAGCUCACGUGGUUAUUCACACAGUGGCUAUUGUGGACUACAGAAACACUGUGCCCUUUUGGGAAAUGAGAGCUGUCAAUGUUGGGGUAAGCGCUUUAAAACAAGCAAUUAAAUACAGCCUUCAAUUCACACACCUUGGUGGAGACAGACAAGAGGCUAUGACAAACACAGCUGCGCUGAUUUAUGGGACCGAAUGCAUCCUGCGAGCCAAUGCUCAGGCAAGGCCAGUGGUUAAGGCCCUGGAGAGCACUGAUUGCAGAAUAAAUCACUUUGUGACAACUGUCUCCAAGUCCUCUGCUCUACUCCAUGGUCACUCAUCAUGUCUCACAAUCUAUUUCAGAGAAAAUGAGGACACCAAAUACAGUGGGGAUGUGGAGCUGCCUUAUGGGAAAACAAAAGCCACAGCAGAAAAACUUGUAUUAGAAGCCAAUGGAAAAAAGCUGAGCAAUGGUGCUAAACUCACAACCUGCAUCAUCCCUGCAAACACCAUGUAUGGGAAGAAAGCAACGUUUCUUCAAGAGCUGUAUUUGCUCAGCAGAGCCAGGAGCAGUGUCUUGAACUACCUGGAGCCUGAAAACACAGAGUGGAAUUACACAUACGUGGGGAACGUGGCAUGGAUGCAUGUUCUUGCCUCAAGGAACUUGCAGCUGAACCCAGACUUACUCACAGGACAAGCGUAUUGUGCCUAUGCUGACACUCCAACAAAAAAAUGUUUCCUGAUCAGGCAUCAGCUGUUGCCCUCCAUGGACCCCUCAGUGAGACUAGGCUCCCACAUUCCUUACUGGAAGACGUGGUUAAUGAUAAAAGUGCACAGGAUAGUCAAGGUCAUCCUGUACCCUUUCUGGAAGCCACAGCCUUUCCUGACCUUGCCUCUACUGAAUAUGAUAGUCACCACCUUCUCCUAUGAGACAGACAAAGCCUCCAGGCAUUUUGGGUACAAACCCCUCUUCACCUGGUAAGACAGCAAGCACAGAACUGCACAGCAGUUGAAAGCAGCUGCAAGGAACCUGGAACCCCCCCAGCUUCAUGAAAAGAGCAACUAAACAGCAUGUCUGGGGUAACGAGAGAGCUUAUCACACCAGCAAGUUUCAUCUGAAUUGCUCAACAUGCAUUCAUCUUUGGCAGGAAUUUUGCAAACACUGAAAAUCCUGGUACAGAGACAGAGAAGGAGCAACUCUCAGGCUGCAAGUAUGUACCCUUGUCAUGGCAACAACUCAGCUGUUUUAGAUGUCUUACAAAACACUGUGUGCAUCUGAAGGCAUCCUCUUGCAGCUAUGUGCACACAGGCAAAGGGGUGGCUGGCCUCACCCCUUCUCAUGGUGACACUGCUGCAUGGAGAUCACUUGUGGGAAUGAGAGAUGGAUUCAGCUGGGAGAUGGUGCUCAGCAAACACACUUAACCAGUUUCAUUCCACAGCCUCCAUCUCUUUCCAUACUCAGCAAAUGGAUCUCUCCCUUGCCAUGGUUCAUACACAAAAUAGGUAUUCGGUGAUAAUUUUAGGGAAAACAAGGAAAGCCCAGCAAGUUCUUGCUCUGUUUUAGGGUUUCAUAUAACGAAUAAAGAAUUGCCCUUUUCAA